AUGGGUAGAAGUGAUCUCGCCGGUGAAGAGGAUGUUCAACUCGCUGAAGCCGACGCAGAAGAGCCAUUCGGCGAAGGAAGGAGAGCCGAACGCAGCCGAUGCCGAUGGCGCUUCGAUGGAGGGCGGAGAAACCACAUCGGUUGUGGAUACGGUGCAGGAAACGAACGCUGGGGCUGGAGUCGAGGCGGCGGAGGCGUCGACGAGCCGAUCUGCGUAGUGUAUAUUGUGUUUUGA
Blastocystis hominis is the source of this 234-nucleotide messenger RNA. RefSeq lists its product as hypothetical. The record is from RefSeq and is a predicted model, not a curated record. The transcript has a single exon. Lineage: Eukaryota; Bigyra; Opalinata; Blastocystidae. Bases 1 to 234 code for a protein of 77 amino acids.